Mangifera indica (mango) is the source of this 898-nucleotide messenger RNA. RefSeq lists its product as uncharacterized. The transcript has 3 exons. The record is from RefSeq and is a predicted model, not a curated record. The coding region runs from base 105 to 662 and encodes 185 amino acids. Lineage: Eukaryota; Viridiplantae; Streptophyta; Magnoliopsida; Sapindales; Anacardiaceae.
GCCCUUCUCAGCCACACCAGGAAUCUCCCUUCUUCGCAUUCCAAGCACAGAGUUUCUGCUCCCAACUUUGCCUCUGUCCUUUAAUCUACAUUACAACUCCUCUCAUGGCUUCUGAUUUUGGCCUUAAGACCUUCGUUGUCGUCCUUACAGUUACCUUCUUUGUGCAAGGAACUCUCGGAGAGAUAAUAUGUGAGAACCUGAACCAAGACACAUGUGCGUACGCAGUGUCGUCGUCGGGCAACCGCUGUGUGCUGGAGAAGCGUGUGAAAAGGAGCGGAGAAGAAGCAUACACAUGCGCCGCAUCUGAAAUAAAGGCCGAUAAAUCAAAGAACCAUGUGGAAACUGACCAGUGCAUCUCCGACUGUGGGCUUGACAGAAAAGUUCUCGGCAUCUCCUCUGACUCCCUCCUCGAAGCCAAGUUCACAGAAAAACUCUGCUCCGCCCAGUGCUACGAUAACUGCCCCAAUAUCGUCGAUCUUUAUUUCAAUCUAGCUGCCGGUGAAGGUGUGUUUCUUCCCAAGCUGUGUGAAGCAAGAGGAAAAAAUGCAAGAAGGGAAAUGUCUGAGAUUCGAAGCUCUGGUUUCGUUGCAGCAGGACCUGCCCAAGCUGUGAAGUUCUUGGCUGACCCAGUUCUGGCUCCGGCAGCUGCACCCAGUGUUUAGGUUUAAGAUUUUGUCCGUGUUGUGCAUGUGAGUCAUGGUAGAGCUAGCUAUCGGGUACGGGCGUCACCGGCAAGCUCCGAUUCUCAUGUGUUUUUACAAGGUUGCUUAGGGUGCCGUAAUUAAACAUGCUUAGUUAUCCUUAAUGUACAUGUGUUUUGUUUGUAUGGGUUAUAAGGGUGUUUGGUUUGCGGUGUAAAAUAAUUACUCUGAUAAUCUAUAUUUUAUUAUUUGUAUUA